This is a messenger RNA of Cucurbita pepo subsp. pepo (vegetable marrow), 802 nucleotides long. RefSeq names its product ubiquitin-conjugating enzyme E2 5B. The record is from RefSeq and is a predicted model, not a curated record. NCBI's taxonomy places the organism in Eukaryota, Viridiplantae, Streptophyta, Magnoliopsida, Cucurbitales, Cucurbitaceae.
AGGAAAAUAUAAUAAGCUUUUUGAACAAUUUCCGAAGCUGAAGCCGUGUGCAUGAAGCAAUUUCACAAUUUCAGACUUCCCAAACUUCAUAUAUAAACACCUUCCUCCUCUUCGAUCCAUCCCCUCCAAGCGCUUCUCAAAUCUCUUCACAAUUCUCCUCCAAAGGCAGACCCUGAUCUACAACCUGUCAUGGCUUCCAGACGCAUUGCCAAAGAGUUGAAAGACCUCCAAAAGGAUCCUCCAGUUUCUUGCAGUGCUGGGCCUGUUGGUCAAGACAUGUUUCAUUGGCAGGCAACAAUUAUGGGUCCAGCUGAUAGCCCUUAUGCUGGAGGUGUAUUUUCAGUCAACAUUCACUUUCCUCCAGACUAUCCCUUUAAACCACCGAAGGUUUCUUUUAAAACCAAAGUUUAUCAUCCUAACAUCAAUAACAAUGGAAGUAUCUGCCUCGACAUUUUGAAAGAGCAAUGGAGCCCUGCUCUUACGGUUUCUAAGGUGCUGCUGUCUGUAUGCUCACUGCUUACAGACCCGAACCCAGACGAUCCGUUGGUGCCUGAGAUAGCUCAUAUGUACAAGAAUGACCGAGCCAAGUAUGAAAGUAACGCUCGAUCUUGGACCCAGAAGUACGCUAUGGGGUAAAGCACCAGUUCCAGGUUCAUUGUUUUUUCCUUAGAUGAAAAGAAAAUGCAAAUAGCCGUUUUGUUUUGUGGACAGACCAGACAGCCUUCCUUUUGGAUUUUGAGUUAGUUGGAUAUCAAAUACUAUUUUCUCAUUGCUAUCAUAGCUUUUACAGUUAUUUUCUUAA